CGCGGCGCAGGGAACGUGACAUUGGUGAACCAUCUCGCGUUGGAGAUAUAUUUAUUUUCCCAGGAUUCGGGCAGAUCAACGCCCUUAGAGUCUGCCUGGGCUAAAAAUAUAUGAAGUGCAUCUAGUUAGCUAUGGGUAUGGAGAGUGGAAAAAUACUGGAGGAGCUCCAGUUUCUUCUUGAAGAGGAUAACCGUGUGAUAACCUACAAGUUUGUUAGUGCCAACUUUGACAUCCACAUCAAUGAAGCAAAAGAACAUCUACAGUCAUUGUGGAAGCAGUGCCAGGGAAAGGGUGACGAUGAGGUGACUGCAACAUACUUUGUGUCCGGACUGACCCACGAGGAGGGCGACUAUGCAUGCCAUAAGGCGCUCGUGGUGACCGAGGACCGGCUGGCGGCGGCCCGCGGCGCGCUGAGCUCCGUCACCUCCGAACACCUCUACAGCCUGCAGCGGCAGCGCGUGUGCCACACCAAUGUCCUGUUCGGCGCCGACCUGCAGGAGCAGCGCGCCGACUUCGUGGCCUACAACAAACACGGCGCCAUCAGCAACCCGCGGGCCGAGCUGAUCCCUCAGGCCGAACUACUGAAGGCUCGUCAGGCGACAACUACUGUGACGUCAGCACCGGCUCGGCCGGCGCCCGCCAAAGAAAAGCCGCCUGCCGUAGCCAAUCAGGAGCCGUCUGAGCCGAAGGCAACCAAUCAGGAGGCGACAGGGUCGAAUGCAGGCCAUGAGGCGGCGGCACCGAAGCAGGAGAAGGGCCGGCCGGCGGCGGCGCCGAAGCGGGGCACCAUCGAGUCCAUGUUCGCCAAGACUGGCUCUGAUAAGGUCAAAAGCCCACCGAAGAAGCCCGCCAACGUCGGCAUGAUGGCCAGCUUCCUGAAGAAGGGUGCCGAGCGGCCGGCUUCCCCGCCGCCGGCCAAGCCGGAGCCGGUGCCGGCCCGCCGCCCGGUUUCCCCGGACGCGGCCGAGGGCACCGCCGCUGCCAGCCCGACCGUCAGGUUCGGCGCCAAGAGGGGCGCCGGUCGGCAGAAGCGCGCCACCAAGGCGAACGGCGGCCGGGAGAAGAAGCGUCGCCGCAUCGUGGCGCUGGUGUCCGACAGCAGCGACAGCUCCGCCGACGAAGAGAAGCCAGAACCAGAGCCAGAGCCAGAGCCAGAGCCGCAGCAGGUGACGCUGGACUCGGACGACGAGAAACCUGCCCUCCAAGACGCAACGCCCAGACACAGGCGCAAGCUUGUCAGCAAAACGUUUUUGGAUGAUGAUGGAUUCAUGGUCACGAAGAAGGAGUACGAAACCUGUAGCGAGAGUGACUCGGAGGCUGUGGUCGGUCAGCAGCCAGCCGCCCCUGCCAAGGAGCCUGCGCCUGCCUCCACCUCCGCUCCGGCUGAGACGCAGAAGCCCAAGGCGACGUCACCGCACAAGACCAAGCAGCCCAACAUCAUGAGCUUCUUCAAAAAGAAGUGAGCUCCUUCCUCGGGAGCUGCGACACCUCGCGCUGCGGUCGCAGUCUGCGGAGUGUGCUGCGACUGUCGCAGACGGCCCGCUCCCCGUCUGCGUGCGGUGGCGCGACGGCAGGCGGCGCGGGCUGAGCGUUCGGCCACUGGCGUUUCAGGAGGAGCUGCGCACAAAUCAAUACCGCCUGGCGCUGGAUUUUGCUGAACGUCCGGCACAGUGAAAAGAUGCGCCGUGCCGUGCGACGGAGGGCGUGUGAAAGAGAGACCGGCCGCCAGCGUGCGCGAGGUCCCGCACGCGGUGCGCCGCGAGCGCUCGAGCUCGAGGCUUCGGACGGUAGACACUGCCUGCACGGCGGCGCGCGCGUGUCGGGCGCGCCGCCGUCCUGCCACGCCGCCCUGGCACUUAUUCCACGCCAGUCGCGUCGGACAUGAGCACCCUCCGGUGACCGGGCGGUGGCUGCGUUGCCUCACGCUAAGCACGGAGAUGUGCCAGCGCGUUUCGGACAAGACGGCGGCGGCCGGCGGCCCUUCGGUCGCGGCCGUCAUGACACGUGCUCUGGGCCGCCCGGGUCGGCAGUGGUUGCCUCGUGGAGUGGUUGGUUCCAGUGUGACGAGCGGCGAAGUGAUUGGUUCCGAUGUGACUAGGUGCAACGAUGUGUCGUUCAAUACACGCGUUGUUUGCA
Messenger RNA from Pollicipes pollicipes, 2136 nucleotides. RefSeq names its product DNA polymerase delta subunit 3 (gene PolD3). Gene Ontology annotation, biological process: DNA synthesis involved in UV-damage excision repair; nucleotide-excision repair, DNA gap filling; DNA strand elongation involved in DNA replication. NCBI's taxonomy places the organism in Eukaryota, Metazoa, Arthropoda, Thecostraca, Pollicipedomorpha, Pollicipedidae. Gene Ontology annotation, molecular function: DNA-directed DNA polymerase activity. The transcript is spliced from 9 exons. The record is from RefSeq and is a predicted model, not a curated record. The coding region runs from base 132 to 1463 and encodes 443 amino acids. Gene Ontology annotation, cellular component: nucleus; delta DNA polymerase complex.